Vigna unguiculata (cowpea) is the source of this 765-nucleotide messenger RNA. Its product is annotated as lectin 7 pseudogene. Lineage: Eukaryota; Viridiplantae; Streptophyta; Magnoliopsida; Fabales; Fabaceae. The record is from RefSeq and is a predicted model, not a curated record.
AUGGCAGCUUUGUUCAACACAAGGCCCGUUUUCAUGCUCCUGGUUCCAUUACUACUGCUUCAUCGUAGUUUAGACACUUCUUUCACAUUCCCCAAUUUUUCAGCGCCGUACCUGAACAGCCUUUUAGCCUUCGAAGGUGAUGCCUCUUCAUCAAAGGGUGUGAUACAACUAACAAAGGUCCAAGAUGGCAGAGUGGUGCCCAACAGUGUUGGCAGAGCCACCUAUGCUCUACCUGUUCGCCUUUGGGAUGCACAAACUGGUAAAGUUGCAAGCUUUGCCACUUCCUUCUCUUUCAACAUAUCCUAUGGUCGAAUCAAUGGAGAUGGAAUCGCUUUCUUCCUGGGAACAACCGAAUCUACCAUGCCCCUAAGUUCAUUUGGCGGCUACCUCGGACUCUUCGAUCCCAAAUUUGCUUUUAGAGACACCGACCAGAACCAAAUAGUUGCUGUUGAAUUUGACAUGCACCAGAAUCCAUGGGACCCUCCUUUUCCCCACGUAGGCAUUGAUGUCAACUCCAUUUCUUCCGUGGAAUCGGCGCAGUGGGAAAGUAAUCCUGGAUUGAUAACAGCAUUUGUGACCGUAACCUAUGAAGCUGCUGCACAAAGUUUGAGCGUGGUUGUCAAGAACGGACCAACGAUUAGCCUCAUGAUUGAUUUGAAGACGGUUCUUCCCGAAUGGGUGAGGGUUGGGUUCUCCGGCGCCACCGGACGGUUGACUGAAGUGCACCAGAUUCAGUCUUGGACUUUUAGUUCCAGCUUCGAUUAG